This is a messenger RNA of Oppia nitens, 729 nucleotides long. RefSeq names its product 40S ribosomal protein S8-like (gene RpS8). The transcript is spliced from 6 exons. Bases 56 to 682 code for a protein of 208 amino acids. Gene Ontology annotation, molecular function: structural constituent of ribosome. NCBI's taxonomy places the organism in Eukaryota, Metazoa, Arthropoda, Arachnida, Sarcoptiformes, Oppiidae. Gene Ontology annotation, cellular component: ribosome; cytosolic small ribosomal subunit. Gene Ontology annotation, biological process: translation; maturation of SSU-rRNA from tricistronic rRNA transcript (SSU-rRNA, 5.8S rRNA, LSU-rRNA). The record is from RefSeq and is a predicted model, not a curated record.
ACAUUAGUGAUUGAGAGCACAACACGUUUGCGUCCUUUUCCGGCACUCAUUARCUAUGGGUAUAUCUCGAGAUCACUGGCAUAAGCGCAGGAAGACCGGCGGCAAACGUAAGCCGCUCCGGAAGAAGAGGAAGUUCGAGUUGGGCCGACCCGCGGCCAACACUAAGAUCGGCCCAAAGCGCGUGCAUUUGGUUCGUACCAGAGGUGGUAAUCGUAAGUUUCGAGCCCUUCGUCUCGAUCACGGAAACUUCUCGUGGACUUCGGAACGUACAACCCGUAAGACCCGUAUCAUUGACGUUGUGUACAACGCUUCCAACAAUGAGUUGGUUCGUACCAAGACUUUGGUGAAGAACUGUAUUGUAUUGAUUGAUGCGACGCCAUUCAGGUUAUGGUAUGAGAACCAUUACGCUCAACCAUUGGGACGCAAAAAGGGCGUCAAAUUGACGGAAGCCGAAGAAGAAGUAUUCAAUAAGAAGAGGAGUAAAAAGUGCGAAAAGAAAUAUAAGUUGAGACAAAAAGUGGCGAAAGUAGAGCCGGCUCUCGACGACCAGUUUAUGGCCGGAAGAGUACUCGCGUGUUUAGGAUCACGUCCGGGACAAGUGGGCAGAGCUGAUGGCUAUAUACUGGAGGGUAAAGAGUUGGAGUUCUACCUAAAGAAAAUUAAGGCUAAGAAAGGCAAAUAAACUAUUGAUGUAAUGUCUUAAUAAAUUUUUCAAUAAAAAUUGGAUUU